Funneliformis mosseae is the source of this 500-nucleotide messenger RNA. NCBI's taxonomy places the organism in Eukaryota, Fungi, Glomeromycota, Glomeromycetes, Glomerales, Glomeraceae. The record is from the annotation of a GenBank genome assembly.
GAUAUGAAAAAAAUGUCGUAGAUGGGAUUACCAAGAUACCAAUCGUAUCUUUGUGGUACUUGGAUAAUACCCCUUCAAGCUCACGCACAACAUCAAUCUCUAAAACAGACGUGAACAUUGUAGUCGAUAUUUAUAAAAAAUUCCCUUCUAGAUCCACCCCACCGUCUCCCGGUUUGUGUCUAAAUUGUGAAAUAAACAAUGAGUAUUUGCAUCAUCAUCGUCAAGAACUAAAGAAGAACGUUCGCAGUUGUUUAGCUGCGGCCACGAUGUGCUUUCGAUUCAAUAGUUCAAUGUAUCUUAUUCACCACGAGCCCCCGGCGCAAGGCCUUAUUAUUCACUUAAGAAGUUCAGGGAUUUAUACCCAAGGCGUCGCUUAUACACAGGCCGUCCACCUUACGUCAGGUCUGGUUACCCAACUGGUAACUUUCGCAAGCUAUGGCCACGAUGAGCUUUCAUCUCCCGAAUUUACACCUAGUGGCAGCGUAACUUCAGAUACAUAA